Molecule: messenger RNA, 4017 nt
Organism: Helianthus annuus (common sunflower)
Lineage: Eukaryota; Viridiplantae; Streptophyta; Magnoliopsida; Asterales; Asteraceae
Product: DExH-box ATP-dependent RNA helicase DExH5, mitochondrial
Exons: 19
Coding region: 237-3740 (1167 amino acids)
Cellular component (GO): intracellular anatomical structure; nucleus
Molecular function (GO): RNA binding; ATP binding
Source: RefSeq, a predicted model, not a curated record
UAACAAGAGUGAGCGUGUGAGAGAUGUCUUCAGAUUAUUACUAGAUUUGAUUAUCAAGAAUCACCACAAAAACCCAAACCCUCUCUCCACCGUCGUCACCACCACCGCCGUCGCCGAUCCACCAACCACACACCGUCACUCCGUCGUAGCGACCAAUUCGUUUAUUCUCCAAUACACGACCACUUUCGUGCCCUAAACCCCCUGAUAAAACCUCAUCGCCGCCACCGUUCACGGCGAUGAAGGACGCACCGCGCCCGCCGUCGUACGGCUCCGUCUACGUGCCGCCGCAUCAACGCCUUCGCUCCGUCGUGACAUCACCUGCCUCUGCUCCCGAUAUCUCUACCUCUCCUGCUGUUGUUGACAAUAACAAUUACAAUUACAAUAAUAAUAACAAUAGCAAUUAUUUUGUUAAUGCAUCUUAUAGUGGUAAUAAUGUUAGGUUUCCGAGCCCUUAUAAUCCGUACUUGCCUCCUCAACAACAGCCUCAACAGAUGAUACCACAAGUCGGAGCCUCGUAUGGCCGGUUCGAGCCCUCGGUUCACCCUGGUGCUUCCACAUCAGAUAUAGAUUCUUGGAAGUGGAAGCUAACGACACUACUGCAGAGCAGAGAUAAACAAGAGCUGAUUUCAAGGGAAAAAAAGGACAGACGUGAUUAUGAACAGAUAGCAGCCUUAGCGACUAGCAUGGGUUUGCACAGCCAUCUGUAUGCCAAAGUGCUUGUCGUUAGCAAGGUUCCAUUGCCUAACUACCGUUUUGAUCUGGAUGAUAAACGCCCACAGAGGGAGGUGUCUUUGCCUCCAGAGUUGCAAAAGAGAGUUGAUGCUCAUCUGGAAGAAUAUCUCUCUCAUAAGGCUAAGAGUAACAAUGGUUCUCGAGAUAGUUUAUAUUCAACGACAAGUAGCAAUGGUAAUGAUGAAGGAUUAUUUGAGCAACCUGAUCUGGGCCCACAGAUCCAGGUGGCAAUACAACAAGUCUAUCGGAUAAGAAGUGUGCAACUGCAAGCUGACCAACAAGCAUGGCAGGACUCUUCCGAUGGCUGGAGGAUGGGAGAGUUUCGUAAAAGCCUACCAGCUUAUAAAGAAAAAGAUACAAUAUUGAAUGCCAUUUCACAGAAUCAGGUUGUUAUCAUCUCAGGUGAAACUGGUUGUGGGAAAACAACACAGAUUCCCCAAUAUAUUUUAGAGCAGGAGACCGAUUCCCUUCGUGGGGCCACAUGUAGUAUCAUAUGCACUCAGCCUCGACGUAUCUCCGCUAUGUCUGUUUCUGAAAGAAUCGCCACUGAGAGAGGGGAGAAAUUGGGUGACACUGUUGGAUAUAAAGUUAGGUUAGAGAGUAUAAAAGGAAGAGACACCCGACUGCUAUUCUGCACCACUGGAUAUUUGUUGAGAAGAUUACUGAUUGAUAGUAAUUUAAAGGGUGUUACUCAUGUUAUUGUAGAUGAGAUUCACGAGCGUGGAAUGAAUGAAGAUUUUCUGCUUAUUGUUUUGAAAGAACUACUUCCUCGUCGCCCUGACCUCAGGGUUGUUUUGAUGAGUGCAACCCUUGAUGCAGAUCUCUUUUCAUCUUACUUUGGUGGUUCUCCGUCGGUCAAGAUUCCGGGUUUUACGCACCCUGUGCAUAGUUAUUUUCUUGAAGAUGUUUUGGAAAAAACUGGAUAUAGAUUGACUGCAGAAAAUCAAAUCGAUGAUUACGGUCAGGAAAGACCAUGGAAAUCAAAUAAACAAUUUAUUAAAAAGAGAAAAAGCCAAAUUGCCUCUGCUGUUGAGGGGGCGCUUUUAUCUGCCGACUUCAGGAACUAUAGCCAACAGACACGUGAAUCUAUGUCUUGUUGGAAUCCCGAUUGCAUGGGUUUCAACCUCAUAGAAUUCUUGUUAGUCACGAUAUGUGAAAAUGAAAAACCGGGUGCUGUUUUAGUCUUUCUGACCGGGUGGGAUGACAUAAGUUCUCUUAAGGAAAAACUACAAGCACACUAUCUCCUUGGAGAUUCGGCUCGUGUUUUAUUGCUUGCGUGUCAUGGUUCUAUGGCUAGCUCAGAGCAGAAAUUAAUAUUUGAAAAGCCAGAAGGUGGGGUGAGGAAGAUAGUUUUGGCUACAAAUAUGGCGGAAACCAGUAUCACAAUCGAUGAUGUGGUUUUUGUUAUCGAUUGUGGAAAAGCUAAAGAGACAUCAUACGAUGCUUUAAACAAUACUCCCUGUUUACUUCCUUCUUGGAUAUCCAAAGUUUCUGCUAAACAAAGGCGAGGACGGGCGGGUCGUGUUCAACCCGGAGAGUGUUACCAUCUAUAUCCUCGAUGCGUCUAUAACGCUUUCGCAGAGUAUCAGUUGCCCGAAAUACUAAGGACACCCUUGCAGUCGCUAUGUCUUCAAAUCAAAAGUUUAAAGCUUGGAAGUAUAUCCGAAUUCUUAUCUAAGGCUCUACAGUCACCCAAGUUAUUAGCGGUUCAAAACGCUAUCGAGUAUCUCAAGGUUAUCGGUGCUUUAGACGAGAGUGAAAAUCUAACUGUAUUGGGCCGUUAUUUGUCAAUGCUUCCUGUGGAGCCCAAGCUCGGAAAGAUGCUUAUACUCGGUGCGGUUUUUAACUGCCUUGACCCUAUAUUAACGGUUGUUGCCGGUCUUACUGUCAGAGAUCCUUUUCUGGCACCUUUAGACAAGAAGGAUUUGGCAGAGGCAGCCAAAGCACAAUUUUCCCGUAAUCAUAGCGACCAUAUUGCCCUUGUGAGGGCGUAUGAGGGUUGGAAAGUAGCUGAAUAUGAGCUCACCGGACAUGAAUACUGUUGGAAAAAUUUUCUUUCUGCACAGUCUAUGAAAGCCAUUUGUUCCCUACGUCAGGAAUUUCAAUCGUUGCUUAAUGAUACCGGUCUUAUCGACUGCAAUAUAACUAUUUACAACACGUGGAGUUACGAUGAAAAUCUCCUCCGCGCAAUUAUCUGCUACGGCCUGUAUCCUGGCAUUUGCUCUGUCGUGCAUAAUGAAAAAUCGUUUUCACUCAAAACAAUGGAGGAUGGUCAAGUGCAUCUACACUCUAACUCGGUUAAUGCACGCGAUUCUAAAAUUCCCUACCCAUGGCUGGUCUUCAAUGAAAAGAUUAAAGUGAACUCCAUUUUUCUUAAAGAUUCAACAGCCAUAUCGGAUUCAGUGCUACUCCUAUUUGGUGGGACCCUUUCAAAAGGCGAUAUUGACGGGCACUUGAAAAUGAUGGGAGGAUACUUGGAGUUCUUUAUGGACCCGGGGUUAGCCAAAAUGUAUCAAAGUUUAAGACGGGAGCUUGACGAGCUAAUUCAGUGUAAAUUAACGAAUCCCCGAAUGGACAUACAUACACACCACGAGCUUUUAUCCGCCAUACGGUUGCUUCUACCUGAAGAUAAAUGUAACGGCAAAUUCGUAUUCAACCGUCAGGUGUUGUACAAAGACUCAAAACCUUAUAUCGCGUCCGUACCAGCGCCAGCACCACCAGCUUCGAGAUUAGAAAGUGGACCAGGCGGUGACAAUCCCAAAGGUCAACUACAAACAUUACUUACGAGAGCCGGGUGCCCUGCCCCAACCUACCGAACCUCCCAACUGCCGGACAACCAGUUUCGGUCCAUUUGUGAAUUCAAUGGGAUGCAGAUUAUGGGGCACCCUUGCCACAACAAGAAACAGGCAGAAAAAGACGCUGCAGCCGAGGCUUUAGAACGGCUCACGGGUGGCAACAAUGGUAAUACUUCAGUGAUGCUAAAGAAAAGCAAGAAAAGUCACAACUAAGGUUGGUGAAAAUUUUGACCAUGAUUUAAUAUCAUUGACCGAUGGAUGGUUGUGAUCGCGUAUUUUGACCAUUUUGACGCAGCCGAUGGUGCACGAAGCAGGGCCGGUCAAUGUUAGUUGUAUAUAAUGUAACUUUUUCAUAAUUGUUUGCUUCAAUGGUAUGACUAACAAACUGUAGGAUUGUAUUGAAGCCAUUCACUAAACAUGGACAGGAAUCAUAAUCCUAUUUUUGUUUUGGCAUCUUUUUAUUUUGUUAAUGGAAGGCCCAUGUGAAUUU